Molecule: messenger RNA, 1290 nt
Organism: Cokeromyces recurvatus
Lineage: Eukaryota; Fungi; Mucoromycota; Mucoromycetes; Mucorales; Mucoraceae
Product: mRNA-capping enzyme subunit alpha
Exons: 9
Coding region: 53-1216 (387 amino acids)
Biological process (GO): 7-methylguanosine mRNA capping
Cellular component (GO): mRNA capping enzyme complex
Molecular function (GO): mRNA guanylyltransferase activity; ATP binding
Source: RefSeq, a predicted model, not a curated record
UUUUUUUUUUUUUGGUUCAACUUUUAAAAAGCACAUCUUUCUUUUGUGUAUUAUGGCUAGCUCAGUUCCUGAAAUUCCUGGCGAAUUUAUCAAUGAUCCAUCUAAAUUAAAAGAAAAAGUAGCAUCUCUUUUAGGAUUAAAUAGUUACAAAUUUCCUGGAGCACAGCCUGUAAGUUUUGGUGCUAAACAGUUGAAAGAAAUUGAAGAAGAAGAUUUCUUUGUUGCAGAAAAAUCAGACGGUGUACGUUGUCUAGCUUUGUUAAGUGUCAAUCAAAGGAAAGAGCCAGAAGUAUACCUAUUUGAUAGAAAAAAUAAUUUUUACAUUGUACGCAACUUUAGAUUUCCUAUACCAGGAGAUCCAACAUUUAAAAAAUGUCUCAAAAAUACAAUUAUUGAUGGUGAAUUUGUUCUAGAUAAAGAGGAGGAUGGCACAAUGCAAUUACGAUUUUUAUUAUUUGAUUGUUUAUGUAUUGAAGAAAAAGUGUUAUUAACUCGUGGAUUAAUGAGACGUUUAGGGUAUUUAAAAUCGGACGUGAUAAAACCACAUCAAGAGAUGAUUAGAAAAAAUCCUCAUUUACGUAAACGAUUACCGUUCUUAGUUGAAUUUAAAGAACAACAAUUUACUCAUCACUUGGAUGUUGUAUUCAACGAGAUUAUACCUAAAUUAAAACAUGGUAAUGAUGGUCUUAUAUUCACCUCAGUUAAUGCUCCCUACAGCAUGGGUACAUGUGAUAAAAUGCUUAAAUGGAAACCGUUGAAUGAAAACUCGGUUGAUUUCAAAGUCUCACUCACUUUUCCAGGUAGUAAUUUACCAGGAGUAAAGGACUUUACAGAGAAACCUCGCAUUGAUCUACUAGUAUGGCAAGGAGGCAAUGAUUAUCAGUUUUUUGCAGAAUUAGGUAUUACAGAUCAAGAAUGGCGAAAACAGUUUGGAGAUAAGCCCAAAUAUAUGGAUGGCAAGAUUAUUGAGUGCAAUUAUGACCCUGAAAUACAACAGAGAUUACAGUUGAAAUCUCCUUGGAGAUUUAUGCGUUAUAGAAAUGAUAAAUCAGAUGGUAAUCAUCAAAGUACUGUAGAUAAUGUUAUACGUAGUAUACGGGAUGCUGUGACAAAAGAAGAGUUAAUUGAAUGUAUGCCUAGAAUCAAGGAAGCAUGUCUUAAACGUAAACAAGAAUUAGAUGAUAGACAACAAACUAAAAAAAUACGUCAAGACUAAUAAAAUAUAUGUGUAUAUUUAUAAUAAUAAUAAUAAAGCUUAUAUGUAUAGUAUACACAUAUAUUCAAUAUACG